UAAGCCCCGUUUCACGUUCAGUGACCAGCCAAUCAAUCACAUAGAAAAUGUCGUUGUCGAUAUAUGCCGUAGCACCGUCGUUGACUUUUCCGGCUGUCGACAAUGUCUCACUCCGCCGCGACGCUCCGACCAUCAGCUCGUUCGCCUCACGCCCUGCAUUUCGGAGCUCUUCCGUACAGUUUUGCUCUCAACAAUCUAAGCGCUUUGCUUGCUUAGCCAUUUCUACUAACACUAGUAUAAAGGAAGCUGUUAAAACGGACAAAGCUCCCGCUGCUUUGGGACCCUACUCUCAGGCAAUUAAGGCCAACAACACCGUAUUUGUAUCUGGUGUUCUUGGCCUGAUUCCCGAGACAGGGAAGUUUGUCUCAGACAAUGUGGAGGAACAGACGGAGCAGGUUCUCAAGAAUAUGGGAGAGAUAUUGAAAGCAAGUGGAGCUAGCUAUUCCUCAGUGGUUAAGACCACGAUCAUGUUGGCCGACCUGAAAGACUUCAAGAAGGUGAAUGAGAUUUAUGCUAAAUAUUUCCCGACACCAGCACCUGCUCGUUCAACAUACCAGGUUGCAGCAUUACCGUUGGAUGCUAGAAUCGAGAUUGAAUGCAUAGCAGUACUCUAGAGGAAUGGUCUAGGGUAGCGUAUCGUGUUCUGCUUGGGACGCUCUGUUGUUCGGUUUUAACGAUGGUUUUAGUAAUAAAAGGAUCAAUUCCACAUUAUUAUUCAUGCAGCUUAUUAUUUCUAAGUCACUUUAAUAUCAAAUCAAUGUUUUACCAUGUGUCA
Messenger RNA from Erigeron canadensis, 775 nucleotides. Its product is annotated as reactive Intermediate Deaminase A, chloroplastic-like. The record is from RefSeq and is a predicted model, not a curated record. Bases 48 to 614 code for a protein of 188 amino acids. The transcript is spliced from 6 exons. Lineage: Eukaryota; Viridiplantae; Streptophyta; Magnoliopsida; Asterales; Asteraceae. Gene Ontology annotation, molecular function: deaminase activity. Gene Ontology annotation, cellular component: cytosol.